UGUCUCGCGAUCUCGGCAACUCCGCACCCUUCUAUCCCGAAAGCCCAACAAUCUGACAUCAUCGCCCAAGACGGAUAGUCAUCCUCCGAACGCUUCGCCAUCAUGUCUCGUGCAGGAACUUGGCUGAAGAUGCUGACGGUUAAUAGCGGCGUUGUUUGCUGCGUGGGAGGCCCGGCCUUCGUGCAAUACAUCCGGCCCACGGACGAAGAAUUGUUCAAGCGCUACAACCCCGACCUUCAGAAACGGAGUCUGGAAGAGGGCGACCGACGAGCACGGGAUUUCGAUGAAUACGUUACCAAGCUGAAGGAGUGGUCCAAGUCUGACAAGCAUAUUUGGAUCGCCGCUCAAGAACAACAGGAACAGAGACGCUUAGAGGCGCAAACACAAAACACGCAGGCGAAGGAAGACGCCAGGGUGCAAAGAGAAGAGAUGCGGAAGGAGCUGCUUGGUGGGAAAUAGGAGGCAAAGGGGAUAUCAGCACGGAACCAAGAUCUAUCAUGCAACCUCCGGCUCUCGGUCGUUUUUGGUGAGACCAGAAGUGCCUUCUUCUCCUCUUAUCGACAAGGUCAUGUAUUUAUACCCCAUACCAAAAAAAAAACUAUGGGGAAAGUGAAAAGCAGUCUCUCGAAUCGUUGUGGACCCGGGCGUGUGAGGAGUUACGUGGGUGAUAUUGUAUUAUAUUUCAUUUCAUUAAUGUGUGAACGACUGAAUGGAAAUCCAC
This is a messenger RNA of Aspergillus japonicus CBS 114.51, 721 nucleotides long. RefSeq lists its product as uncharacterized. Gene Ontology annotation, cellular component: mitochondrial membrane. Bases 103 to 459 code for a protein of 118 amino acids. Gene Ontology annotation, biological process: mitochondrial respiratory chain complex III assembly. Lineage: Eukaryota; Fungi; Ascomycota; Eurotiomycetes; Eurotiales; Aspergillaceae. The record is from RefSeq and is a predicted model, not a curated record. The transcript has 3 exons.